AUGUCGGGUGAUCUUAAUGACUGUUGGCACUGGGAUAGAUGUUGCAUCAUCCAUCACCUUUUAAGAUUCUAUGUGGACAAGGUCUUCAAACACUGUGAGACUGAGGAUUCUCAUGUCAACCGGAAAAUCAGCAGCAUAGCCAAUUCUUUCCUCAGCAUCAAGAAGAAAUUCAGAAAAUGUAAUGAACAAAAUGCGUGCAAUUGUGGAGAGGAAGCAAUAGAGAAAUAUAAACAAAUUCUCACCAAUUAUGGACAGCUGAACAUUGCUUCUGCAGCAAUGAAAUCCCUUGGGGAGCUGGAUAUCCUCCUAGACUGGAUGGAGAAGGCUCAUUAGAGAACAGAAUACAAUAACCAACAUGCAACUUUUAAAGGUGCUUUAAAGUUGUGCAGCUGCCAUGGUGAUGAGUGUGCAAUAAGGUCUUAAUCCAGCUUUCUUUGGGGGUCUUCCCAUUGACCUGAAUUGGCAACGUAAAUGUUUAGACAUUGUCUUGUGUAAAGAAGCAAUUAUUUCAAGCUCACGUGUGGUUUUUCAAAUCACAGCACUUAUAUUCCUGA
Molecule: messenger RNA, 554 nt
Organism: Caretta caretta (loggerhead turtle)
Lineage: Eukaryota; Metazoa; Chordata; Testudines; Cheloniidae
Source: RefSeq, a predicted model, not a curated record